Molecule: messenger RNA, 777 nt
Organism: Acanthosepion pharaonis
Lineage: Eukaryota; Metazoa; Mollusca; Cephalopoda; Sepiida; Sepiidae
Source: the annotation of a GenBank genome assembly
AUGAGAGCUAUCAUCUAUCUAUCUAUCAAAUCUAUCUAUCUAUCUAAUUUAAUAAAUGUUAAUUAUUUCUAUCUAUCUAUACCGGUCUUGGAUAAUCAUAUUUUCAUAUCUAUCUUAAUCUUUACAAGUCUAUCGCUGUAUAUUCAUAUCUAUCUAUCUCAAUCUAUCUAUCUCAAUCUAUCUAUCUAUCUAUCUCAACUCAUUGUCUGUCUAUCUGUCUAUCUAUCUAUCCAUCUAUAUAUAGUCUGCCCAUCUAUCUAUAAAUUGCGUCAUAUAAAUUGUCUUCUUUUUGGCAUUUUACUGAUGACAUAUUCAUAUCUAUCUAUCUAUCUAUCUAUCUAUCUAUCUAUCUAUCUAUCUAUCUAUCUAUGUCAGCGCAUUAUCUAUCUAUCUAUCUAUCUAUCUAUCUAUCUAUCUAUCUAUCUAUCUCAGCACAUUAUCUUUAUCUAUCUAUCUAUCUAUCUAUCUAUCUAUCUAUGUCAGCCCAUUAUCUAUCUAUCUAUCUAUCUAUCUAUCUAUCUAUCUCAGCCCAUUGUCUGUCUGUCUGUCUAUCUAUCUAUCUAUCUAUCUAUCUAUCUAUGUCAUUAUAUUAUCUAUCUAUCAUCUAUCUAUCUAUCUAUCUAUCUAUCUAUCUAUCUAUGUCAGCCCAUUAUCUAUCUAUCUAUCUAUCUAUCUAUCUAUCUAUCUAUCUAUCUAUCUAUCUAUCUAUCUCAGCCCAUUUUCUGUCUGUCUGUCUAUCUAUCUAUCUAUCUAUCUAUCUAUCUAUCUAUCAAAUAA